GAAGAAAGAACUUUAAAGAUUAUUAUUAAAAUGUUAUUUAUUAAAAUAUUUUUAUUUUUAACACUAACUAUAAAUAUUUUAGAUGCUCAUAACCCAAUUUGUUUGGAGAACAAUUGCAGCAGCCCGGCUACUUUACUAACAAAAAAUAAUGUUGAUGUUGAUGCGUUACUUAACGCAAUAGACAUGCCCCAUUGUAUUUGGCAAUGUAUAACAAAUCUUCGAGUAGAAAUGACACAAUUUCUUUUGUUUAACAAUACCUACGAACAUUUUCAAAAUCUUUGCAAUGAAUCAGACAAGGCCAAAAAAUGUAUUCACCACGGCCUUUGUUUGAGUGCAAGCAUUUUCGAUUCUGUAACAAGUGGUAUUCGAAGCCUUUGUGAUGGGCCAAAGCAACAUUUUAUUAGAAAAAAUGAGAAAUGUUUACGUCAAAAUUUGGAUAAUUUAAAUCAAAAAUGUGAACAAAAAUGUCAUUUACUUAAUUCAAUUGCUGAAUUCUCUCACAGACAAGAUUUGAAAGGGCAUAGUAUUGCUCAUGCUCUUGAACUUCUUUCACAUAUGGGAGGGAUUUGCAGGCUAGUUAUAUAA
This is a messenger RNA of Meloidogyne enterolobii, 585 nucleotides long. The record is from the annotation of a GenBank genome assembly. Lineage: Eukaryota; Metazoa; Nematoda; Chromadorea; Rhabditida; Meloidogynidae.